Messenger RNA from Phasianus colchicus (ring-necked pheasant), 1797 nucleotides. RefSeq names its product scaffolding CK1 anchoring protein F (gene SACK1F). Gene Ontology annotation, molecular function: protein kinase binding. Gene Ontology annotation, biological process: signal transduction. Lineage: Eukaryota; Metazoa; Chordata; Aves; Galliformes; Phasianidae. The record is from RefSeq and is a predicted model, not a curated record.
GCUGCGGAUGCCGGCAGUAUGGCGGACUCCCAGGUGUACCUGCUGGACGAGUUGCACGUCAACGAGAAGGUGACAGAGGCGCAGGCCUGCUUUUAUUACAGCGAGGAGCAGCGGUGGGCCCUGGAGACGCUGGUGAGCCGAGGCGAGGCCACCUACAGGGAGACCCUGCGAAAGGAGCGUCUCCAGGACUUCCUCUCCAGCCAGGAGCUGCAGGCCCUGCGGGGCAGCUGGCGGGCAUAUGAAGACCCCCGGGAGAGCGCCAAGGUGGUGCGGGGCGGGGGCCCCGGCAGCAAGGCCGUCUCGUUGGCCUACUGGCCUGAGCUCUCGGACACGGAGGUACCGCCGCUGGACCUGGGCUGGACCGACAAGACGUUCUACCGGGGCAUCAGCCGCGUGGCCCUUUUCACACACCCUCGCAAGGAGGAGAACGUGCCCCACCUGAAGGAGGUGGUGCGGGAGAUGAUCCAACAGGCACAGAAGAUUAUUGCAGUGGUCAUGGAUGUAUUUACAGACCGGGACAUCUUCCGAGAUAUUGUUAAUGCAGCAUAUAAGCGCUGGAUUCCAGUCUAUAUAAUCCUAGAUGAGGAUGGUGUGAAGCUCUUCCUGGAAAUGUGCAGAUGCCUUGAACUCAGUGACUUGCAGAUUCGGAACAUCCGCAUCCGUUCUGUGACAGGAGUUGGGUUCUACAUGAAGACAGGGAAGAUCAGAGGUACACUGGCAUCUCGAUUCUUGAUGGUAGAUGGUGAAAAGGUGGCCACUGGAUCAUACAGCUUCACAUGGAGUUCAUCCCAUAUUGAUAGAAACAUCCUACUAGUCUUGACAGGACAGCAUGUGGAGAUGUUUGACAUUGAGUUUCGUGAACUCUACGCCAUCUCAGAGGAAGUAAAUUUCUUCAAGGAAUUGGGUAUUGCUAAUCCAAACCUUCAUGGAAUUGGGAAAUCAGACUUUCAUUCCUCUACUGUGGCUCAGAAGAUCAUUAAUCCCAAGUAUGGCUUAGUGGCAGGGGCAACCCGUGGUGACAUGUUGCUCUGGUCUUCACGACACAAGCAGGAUAAUCAGGAUAAUAAGGAAAGGGAAGAAACAAGUGAGUCUAAGAAACGAUUAAAUCAAUUUCUGAAUGACUUAAUCACAUUAGAGCAAGAACUCCCAGAGAUUGAACCACCUCUGGAGAACUUUAACAAGCAGAAUCGGAGCCCUCAGAAACUAUUCUCCCGAUUACACAUGGAUCUGAAAAAUAAAUCCAAGUCCAGAGAGUCCAUUCGUGACGUGAAGAAAGAAGAUGCACAGGCCAACUCAAAGCAAGGAAAACGGUUUGCCAGUGGGAUUUUUGGUCGCAAGGCCAAACGAUCUCCAGGUUCAAGCAUUGAAGCAAAUUCUUUUGCCAGUGAAGGACACUCAGGGGAAGACCUUGGGAAUAUGAAACUGGAAUAUGAGCAGCUCAGCACAAGCCAUGCCAGCGUUCGGAGCGCUGAAGGCAUCUCAGGUAACCUGGGUCCAAACUCCACUGCAAGCGAUAAAAGCAAACAAUCUACCUGUGUGUUAUCUUGAUUGCCUGGGAAACUGAAGACUGAACAAGCUGGCUUUGUAACAUGUUUAUUGAUUUGUCCUUACACAGUGGUCUGUCAAGCCACUGUGUGAUCCUGGAUGCAGCUGGCACCCCCAGUUAAAUCCUAUUUACUGGGUGAAGCAUAGACUUUGGAUGGUUGGUCCCUUAAAUGAGGGUUGAUGAUGAAUGUAUUAGUCCAUACGUGUGUGUGCAUAUAGAUUUUAUACAUAAAAACAACUGUGAUGACUGGU